GAGAAGACACAUAUAACUUGUGACCAAUAGCACUUAUUUUUACAAAGUUGUGCAGUCUUUCACACCACCCACUCCCGACAUAAGGACUUUCAUUUCUUGUUGAGCAUAAUUCCUGAACGUUCCUUACUUCCUGUCAAUGUGUCUUUUAUUUCCCCUGCAAUACCCGCAUCUCUCCAUCACGUCUUACAGCAACGUUAAAACAUUUGGUGGUUGUUGAUAAUAUGUUCUAUCUCCCAGGUGCAGCUGCUGUGUAUGGAACUCCAGUCAGCAUCCUCCAAUCUCCACCAUUGCUGUCCGUUCAAAAUGGACAAACCGCUUCUUUAACCUGCAGCAUUUCAAAUCACAGACAAUUAAACUUAGAGUUUGUCUUAUUCCACUGGUAUCUGCUUCCCAGUCACCCAGAAAAGAAGGCAAACUCCACAAAAGAGUUGGCGAUUGAAAAUUCGACACACAUAUCAAUCUUUGAAGGAGUUGAUUUUUUUACGAGCUUCUUGACCCUUCGAAACGUGACUCCUUAUGACGGAGGAGUAUAUCAGUGUUCUGUUUACGUGGUCAUACCUUCAGCUAAAGACUACAGAGGAAAUGGAACUCUGCUCUCUGUUAAAGCGGCUCCAGUAGUGUCCCUCACAGCUGGCUCUGUGGAUGAUAGAAGCGGUCUGGUCACCCUGACCUGCAGUGUAAUGGGGUUCUACCCCCAAGAUGUGACUGUGUCCUGGGAGAACACCCCUAUCGGGAUCCCCCCUUCCAUCCAGCAGCAUCCCCUCACGCUGAACCAGGACGGCACGUACAGCACCAGCUCCAGUGUCACACUGUGGAGCCCAGAGACGGACAUGACCUGUACAGUUAACCAGUCGUCUCUAGCAGAGCCCAUUAGGAAAAACAUUGGCAAAGGAGGUGUUCCCCAACACAAAUCAUAUUAUUACUAUUUCUUAAUAUUGGGACUUACUGUUCUUGUGCCUCUGCUGAUCUGGAUACUGAAGAAGACGAUGAGAUAUUCUGAUUCGAGGAACUUUACAGACAGACACAACGCUGAAGUGGAACAACAUGCAGACAUCGUGUAUACAGCAGUCCAACACAAUCAACCCCCCAUGAGGUCCGCAUUGCACCCACAUACCUUCACUUCUGAGCCAAACCACCCAAUACUGGAAGAACACACUCUAUACUCCACAGUGAUGUACUCUACCAGCAGCACAGACAGUGUUGGGGAGUAAAGACUGCAGGCUGCGUUUUCCCAAUACAAACCAUAAACUCUUCAACCACAGAAUCAUCUUUUAAUUAACUAGAGCCAUCACAUUAUUAGUAAUCAUUCUUGGUGUAUUGUUUAACCUUGUUUUUGGUUCUGGGAUCUCCCUACUGGUGGUUGGGGAUGUUAUGCCUAGGAUAUGAAUUAUUAUUCUUAUUAUUAAUGUAGCAAUCCUGGGCGGGGAAGGGAGAGAAUCAGGACAGUGUAGGGCAUGCGUGUGUGUGCAAGGGGUUGCAUGUUGUGUGUAAGCAUGCAGGGGUUGCAUGUUAUGUGUGUGCGUGCAGGGUUUGCAUUGCGUGUAUAUACGUGCAGGGAUUGCGUGUGUGUGGGGAUAUGUGUGGAGGAGAAUUGGGGUGCAGGUUUGGCGUGAAAGACGGGGGUGGGGUCAGGGCAGGGGAAGAGGGAAAAGACCGGGAGAUUGUUGAAACCAAGAGUGACAGAGUAGGGUGUGUGUGGGGAGAGAUAUCGAGAGAGGGAAGGGAUCAGAGGAAUCAAAGACGAACAAUUUGCAAUAAUGUAUUUUCAUUUUCGACUCCCAGUUCCCCUUUCCUUCAUUUAUGAUUUUAUUUUGUGAUUACUUCACUAUUGUAAAUAAUAAACGGCUUGAGCUUUUAUCUACUCACGCAUACUUGCCAACAUCUGGAAAAUGUUUAGAGGGACGCUCGUCUCGGGGGAGGUGGGGGGAGGUCAUAUGCAUCAUACACAUGAGAGGAGUCAUAUGCAAAAAUCACUCAUUAUCAUAUAAUUGACGUAUCCCCCAACUCAACACAACACGACCAUCAUGACAGUAAAAAUAGACAUAAUGAAGCGUUCUUACCUUUGUAUAAGUUAGUGAUCAGCAGAUGUGUCAGCCGCACGAAGAGCACAGCGUGUGGCUUUCACUAACUCUACUGUGCAGAAUUUUAUUUUUUUUUUUCUAUGGGUAAAUAUCGGGACUUUCUUCCUGUGCUUCGGGACGCGGGACAUUUGCUAGGAAAUCGGGACUGUCCCGAACAUAGGGACUGUUGGCAUGUAUGCUCACGGAUGCAGUCUCAUUUCUGUCCCAGGAGAACCCGAAAACGCUACAUUAUUAUUAUUAUUAUUAUUAUUAUUAUUAUUAUUAUUAUUAUUAUUAUUAUUAUUAUUGUUGUUGUUCUUUUCUAUGUGUUGGAUACAGUUCCACAACUUUAUGAUGUAAUACUAGUUUUGAUAGACAGGGGAAUCCAACACUUUUUUCAUCUUUGACUUUAACACAACUGGAAUGCCAGAGCGACACUGUUGAAAAGCAACAGAUGGAAGUUUUAAAUGUAAAAAAAAAGUGAGGUGGAACUGUAGAAAGACAAAUGUGAUAACGUGGACAUAAAUGUAAUAAAAAAAAAAAAGAUGUAUUAAUGUAUUUCAACGUGUACUUUUGAAUGUACUUAUAUUUCUAUUUUAAUUACUGUUGGCAAACAAUAUAACAAUAUUUCAUUUCAACAAGAGAGAAAUUUAGUGGGGCAAAGUUUUCAUGUACUUUCAGUUUUUUUUUUUUUUUAAGUGUAUUUGAACAAACUGCCUGGAAACGUUGGAAGGCGCUGCGUAUGAAAACCUGGAAUUAAAUACCCCGCUUUGUUAUAGGUUUAAGCUAAAGGUAUGUUAAUACUGUAGGGUGAUAAUUAGAAACGGUUUUGUGUUUUAAAAUUUAAAACAAAGUACAGUAGUAACAAAGGUGGUUAUGUUUAAGAAAUAAGGAAGUAGCAGACUGUUAUAUCAUUGUGUCACAGUGUGUGUACUAGUACUACUACAAACAAGUGCUCGUACUGCACCAUACAUCAAAGCCUGAAUGUCUUAGUAACAUAUAUGACCAAUACAAUUAAUUACGACAAAAGAGCAAAUGUCCAAAUAAAUAAGCACACAUAAUAUUCUUUAACUGUAUUGUUUCUAAAUGUACGGUACGUGUAUGUGAACAGAUUUUUUUUUUAAAUGGUAUUAAACAAGUCGGUGUCGAGUAGCCUACCUCUUGCGAUAAUGGAAAUAUGUGUUUAAAAUUGUCUUGAAAAAUACAAUUAAAAGACAACUUAAUCAGGAAGCACGUUUUU
This is a messenger RNA of Acipenser ruthenus (sterlet), 3300 nucleotides long. Its product is annotated as Ig heavy chain Mem5-like. The record is from RefSeq and is a predicted model, not a curated record. Bases 222 to 1211 code for a protein of 329 amino acids. Lineage: Eukaryota; Metazoa; Chordata; Actinopteri; Acipenseriformes; Acipenseridae. The transcript has 5 exons.